AUGGCGCUCGAUGACGCGCGAUUGGGCGCGCUGUUGGCACCGGUGGAGGCGUAUCUCACGGAGUGUGGGUUGACGAAGACGGCGGCGGCGCUGCGGGCGGAGCGGAAGCUUCGGGCGCAUCGAGAAUUGGUCGCGGCGAGCGCGCGGGGCGGAGACGCCGCGGCGGCGGCUGGGGCGGAGGACCUGGUCGUCGCUUGGGAGAAUCACUCGGGGGAGAAACGGAAGCGUGAAGACGAUGAGAAUGAUGCCAGGGGUGGGAAACGCGCGAAGGGCGGUGAUUCGAGCUCGAGCUCGUCGUCGAGCGAUGAUUCGUCGAGCGACGAUUCGUCGGAGAAGAAGGCGGACGUCGAGAUGAAGGAGAAAUCGAGUAGUUCGUCGUCUUCCAGUAGCGGCUCGUCAUCGAGCAGCUCGUCGGAAAAGAAGGCAGCGCCGGCGAAGAGCGACAGUAGCUCGAGCUCGAGCUCGAGCUCUGAAAAGGCGACGAAGGAGACCAAGGAUGACGCGUCGUCCUCGAGCUCGUCGUCCUCGAGCUCGUCUUCAUCUUCCGAAAAGAAGGAAGAAGCAAAGAAGGAUGACUCGUCAAGCAGUAGCUCGAGCUCCUCUUCCAGCUCCUCUUCCUCUUCCGAAAAGAAGGAAGAAGCAAAGAAGGAUGACUCGUCAAGCAGUAGCUCGAGCUCCUCUUCUAGCUCCUCUUCCUCUUCCGAGAAGAAGGAGGAAGCCAAGAAGGAUGACUCUUCGAGCUCGUCUUCAUCGUCCUCGAGCUCUUCCGAGAAGAAGGAAGAGGCAAAGAAGGAUGACUCUUCAUCGUCCUCCUCUUCUUCCAGCUCGUCCUCGAGCUCUUCUGAGAAGAAGCCUGCCCCGUCUUCCUCUUCUUCGUCUUCCUCGAGCUCUUCCGAGAAGAAGCCUGCCUCGUCUUCUUCUUCUUCGUCGUCGUCUUCUUCGAGCUCUUCCGACAAGUCCAAGUCUUCUAGUAGCUCUUCGAGCAGCAGCUCCUCGAGCUCGAGCGACAAGAGUUAA
Molecule: messenger RNA, 1017 nt
Organism: Ostreococcus tauri
Lineage: Eukaryota; Viridiplantae; Chlorophyta; Mamiellophyceae; Mamiellales; Bathycoccaceae
Product: SRP40, C-terminal
Exons: 2
Coding region: 1-1017 (338 amino acids)
Source: RefSeq, a predicted model, not a curated record